AGUGCAGUUCACUCUGAGGCCGCUGCUGUGCCGAUGAGUAAUAGAGUGUCAAAGGAAGGCCAAGGAAGAGCUUCCUAAUAUAGAUGGACUGAUGGGGGACGGAGACCCACCCGUGGGGCGAUAACAAGUCUUUUCUUCUGGCUUCCUCCCUGGAAGCAAAGGGAGUUUGAAAGGCAGGAGGCAAGGACUGCUCUGAACAGAAUUUCAGAUUUUUCUUGGAAGGGUUUGCCAGGGCUUGCGAGGUGAUUGGGAUGUUGGAGAGAUGAAGUCCCUUUCAGCCGGCACCUUGGUCCUUACUCCCUGUUCAGCAAAGACCUCUAGGCUUGGGAGGACCCUGUGAGCUUCUGGCUUUAGAAUGGGCAAUGCUGCUGAGAAACAGAAGCCCCGGAAGCGAAGCCGUCUGUGCCCCUGGAAGCAAGAUUCUCAGCGUUCUCACCUCUCUUCCUUCACCAUGAAGCUGAAGGACAAAUUCCACUCACCCAAAAUCAAGAGAACGCCAUCAAAGAAGGGAAAACCAGCUGAAGUUUCUGUGAAAAAUCCGGAGAAGCCUGUGAGCAAAGAGGCAACAGACAGAUUUCUACCAGAGGGCUACCCUCUCCCCUUGGAUCUGGAGCAGCAGGCAGUAGAAUUUAUGUCCACCAGUGCUGUGGCUUCCAGGUCUCAGAGGCAGAAGAACCUGAGCUGGCUGGAAGAGAAGGAGAAGGAAGUUGUUAGUGCCUUGCGCUACUUUAAGACUAUCGUGGACAAGAUGGCUAUUGAUAAGAAGGUACUGGAGAUGCUGCCAGGGUCAGCCAGCAAGGUGCUGGAGGCCAUCUUACCCCUGGUGCAGAGCGAUCCUCGAAUUCAACACAGCUCAGCCCUCUCCUCCUGCUAUAGCCGAGUGUACCAAAGUCUUGCCAACCUCAUCCGUUGGUCUGACCAAGUGAUGCUGGAAGGUGUGAACUCAGAAGAUAAAGAGACGGUGACAACGGUGAAGGGGGUCAUCAAGGCGGUACUGGAUGGAGUGAAGGAGCUGGUCAGACUUACCAUCGAGAAACAGGGGCAUCCAUCUCCAACCAGCCCAGUGAAACCCAGUUCCCCAGCCUGCAAACCGGACGGCCAGUCUGAGCUCCCCCUGACAGAUUGCGAGGUGGAGAUUCUCAACAAGACAACUGGCAUGUCCCAGUCGGCCGAGCUACUCCCAGACUCAACAGAUGAGGAGGUUGCGCCCCCUAAGCCCCCCUUACCUGGCAUUCGGGUGGUUGAUAACAGUCCUCCACCAGCAUUGCCACCGAAGAAAAGACAGUCAGCUCCAUCCCCGACCCGAGUGGCUGUUGUUGCCCCCAUGAGUCGAGCCACCAGUGGCUCCAGUUUGCCUGUUGGAAUUAAUAGGCAGGAUUUUGAUGUGGACUGUUACACACAGAGGCGACUCUCAGGAGGCAGCCACUCAUACGGCGGAGAGUCGCCCCGUCUGUCCCCCUGCAGCAGCAUAGGCAAGCUCAGCAAGUCAGAUGAGCAGCUGUCCUCUCUGGACAGGGACAGCGGCCAGUGCUCCCGGAACACAAGCUGUGAAACACUAGAUCAUUAUGAUCCUGACUACGAAUUCCUUCAGCAAGACCUCUCUAAUGCAGACCAGAUACCUCAGCAAGUGGCCUGUAACCUUAGCCCAUUGCCAGAGUCUUUGGGAGAGUCUGGGUCUCCAUUUCUUGGCCAUCCUUUCCAGUUGCCUCCAGCGCCUGGCAGCUGUCCCCAGCCAGAGGGGCCCUUGGCCCCAGGACAGCAGAUAGACAUGCCACCUGCUCUCCCUGAGAAGAAGCGCAGGAGUGCGGCCUCCCAGACCACGGACAGCUCUGGCUGCAGGAUGUCCUACGAGCGGCACCCCUCACAAUAUGACAAUAUCUCGGAAGAUGACCUGCAGAACCCAGCCUCGGUCCCGUCCAUCCCCUUCACGCCCUUUGCUGCUAUUCUCCCCUUUCAGCAAGGAGGGUCCUCAGCCUCUGUCGAAUUUGUGGGUGAUUUCACUGUUCCUGAAUCAACAACGGGUGACCCAGAAAAACCACCUCCUCUACCAGAGAAGAAAAACAAACACAUGCUGGCCUACAUGCAGCUGCUGGAGGACUACUCGGAGCCACAGCCGUCCAUGUUCUACCAGACGCCACAGAACGAGCACAUCUACCAGCAGAAGAACAAGCUCCUCAUGGAGGUGUACGGCUUCAACGACUCAUUCAGCACCGAAGCCCCGCAGGAGCUGGCACCGCCCCCCGCCCUGCCUCCCAAGCAGCGGCAGCUGCAGGCCUCCUAUGCUGCUUCUUCCUUCUCCUCUGUCUCCUACUGUGUCCAGCAAACUAAAGUGGCCUUCACCCCCGAGGACGGCAGUGCCACUCAGGGCAUCAGUGUGUCCGUCUCUAACUCCUUUCUCAGCCGGCAUGGCAACUUGCCUGUGCCCUCGUAUAAAUCUGUGUUUAGGUCCUACUCCCAGGAUUUCGUGCCUCACAACCACGCUUCCGUUCAGCCUUUCCUUCCGCCUACCUCCUCUGCCUCUCCACACUUCCCAACUGUCCACCAGUCUCAGAGCUCUGACUUAACGGUGCCAACCGUAGCCAGUCUGCCUCCCAGCACCGUGGACGGGCCUCUCUCGUCUUCUCAGGAGAGCAGCUUUCACGGGAACACUGUCUGCCUUCCUUCCGAAACCUCUUUCACUGACUCGCCCCAGACGCCUUCGAGUGAAAGCACCAGCGAGGAGGCUGGUGAGGGUGAAUACGUCAAUCUAUAUUCCUCUGGCCAGAGCAGCAGGGAGCUGGCUCACUGUGGAGGAGAGUCACCAGCUAUGAAAGAUGGACAUCCCAGAGACCCCUCAUCGGUCAGCAGCACACCUGGGAAGGAGAGCAGAGACAGCGACAGGGCCUCAAGGUCACCAGAUGGUUCAGAGUUGGCUCGGUUGGAGGAGGAAGUGGAUGAGCUGUCCCUCAUUGACCACAAUGAAAUUAUGGCAAGGCUGACACUCAAGCAGGAGGGUGAUGAUGGGCCAGACGUCCGUGGAGGGUCUGGAGAUAUCCUACUGGUGCACGCUACUGAGACAGACAGGAAAGAUUUGGUGUUGUACUGUGAGGCCUUCUUGACCACCUACAGGACAUUCAUCACCCCAGAGGAGCUCAUCAAGAAGCUGCAGUACAGGUACGAGAAGUUCUCUCCCUUCGCUGACACCUUCAAGAAGCGCGUCAGCAAGAACACGUUCUUCGUGCUGGUGCGAGUGGUGGAUGAGCUCUGCCUAGUGGAGUUGACAGAAGAGAUCUUGAAGCUGCUCAUGGAACUGGUCUUUCGCUUGGUGUGCAACGGGGAGCUCAGCCUGGCCCGCGUGCUCCGGAAGAACAUCCUGGACAAGGUGGACCAGAAGAAGCUGCUCAGGUGUGCCAACUCCGACCAGCCCCUGGCAGCCAGGGGGGUAGCUGCCAGGCCAGGGACUUUGCAUGACUUUCACAGCCAUGAAAUAGCCGAGCAGCUGACACUGCUGGAUGCUGAGCUCUUUUAUAAAAUAGAGAUUCCUGAGGUUUUGCUUUGGGCAAAAGAACAGAAUGAGGAGAAAAGCCCCAACUUGACCCAGUUCACGGAGCACUUCAACAACAUGUCGUACUGGGUCCGGUCAAUAAUCAUGUUACAAGAAAAAGCCCAGGACAGGGAGCGACUGCUACUGAAGUUCAUCAAGAUCAUGAAGCACUUACGGAAGCUGAACAACUUUAACUCCUACCUGGCCAUCCUCUCGGCACUGGACUCAGCUCCCAUCCGCAGGCUAGAGUGGCAGAAGCAGACCUCGGAGGGCCUGGCCGAGUACUGUACACUGAUCGACAGCUCGUCCUCCUUCCGCGCCUACCGGGCCGCCCUGUCCGAGGUGGAGCCGCCCUGCAUCCCAUACCUGGGGCUUAUCCUGCAGGACCUCACCUUUGUUCACCUGGGAAACCCAGACUAUAUUGACGGGAAGGUGAAUUUUUCCAAACGGUGGCAACAGUUCAACAUUCUGGACAGCAUGCGGUGCUUCCAACAAGCGCACUAUGAUAUCCGAAGAAACGAUGACAUCAUAAACUUCUUCAAUGACUUCAGUGACCACCUGGCGGAGGAGGCUCUGUGGGAACUCUCUCUGAAAAUCAAACCUAGGAACAUAACAAGGAGAAAAACAGACCGAGAGGAGAAGACCUAGAAGCAGGUGCCACGAGCGAGGAGAACGCUCAAGAGAGGCUCUGAGACCGGGAGGGACUUUGGACCUGUCCCCGGGUGGGCUGCACGGGUGCCGGCCCCAGGGCCCAGCCCACCCUCCACUGUGCUGGGCAGGAGCCCCAGCAGCUUCCUGCUUCCCUCCUCCGUGGGAGCGGACGCCAGGCCCGCAGCGGAGCCAGCAGGCAGGUCUUGUUCCUGAUUUGUGAACCCGUGGUUUGGUUUUGGUUUUGGUUUCUGCUUUCACUUCUGUAUUCCCCUCUCCCUUCUGCCUGGGAGCAGCACAGGGCAGUCAGCAGACCAUGGAACGGUGGGACUCUUCACCCCUUCUUAAGUUCCAGGGUCCUGGGUCUGUUGAAAUGACAAGUGAGUGGAAGACCCUCAAAAGGUCAGCGGGGGCUGUACUCCUGGUGACUUCGAACGAAAGGGACUUUCAGUGGAGUGGGCAGAAAGCAGAGAAGACCCAGGGAGGCUCCAUUAGCUUUCCCUGCCCUGCCCUGCUUUUUAAAAUGCAAGAUGGUGUGAGCUUUGGUUGGGGCCAGAAAGGUUCAGCCGGUAGCCUUUCAGUAGCCCUGGAGCCGGUGCUCCAAACUGCCCUCUCCCUGUCCCUUCGUCUCCCUGACCACCUGUCGCUCUGGGGAGCUGGGAAGAAGAUGGAGCAAGGGAGGACUUCGGUUUAUGAGCUGGGGCCAAGAGCUCCUGGGUGAGUUAUGUUGGAGAGUGGAGGGGCACUUCUGUCCUGGGGAAGGCCAGCGGCCCCUCCUCCAUCACUUCCUGUGUGCCUUAAACUCCAGCUUCUGUCCCCCUGCCCCAUGGGCUCCCCUCCUACCUUGCUCCAUCCCGCUGGAGCCAGGAACUGCUCCUCAGGCCUCUCCACCAGUGCUGUGGGCUCUGCCCAGGGGAGGAUGGGAUGUCCCCAAGGGGGCUAGGGUCGACGUGGCUAUGGAGGGGGCCACGGCUCCUACCCCAGGGCAGGCUUGCUCUCUCCAUCCUCUUCACUGGAAACCAUGCUCGCUGGUAAGGUGGACAGUCAGAGGCAGGUUUGCCUGGAAGUCCCCUCCAGGCUGCUGCCCACCCCCUGCCCCAUGGGUCCUGGUUUGUGUGACAGUGCUCACUUCUGGACAAAUGCCAGGAUCCAGCUUCUUAACCAUGUCACUCUGAGACCUUCAUAGGUUUUGAGCGGCUUUCUUCACUCUUGUUUUGGGGUCUUGUACAUAGAGGGGAGAAGAUCCGUGAAAGGCCAGCGAUGCCCCCUCCAGCAGCAAUCUGGCUGUAGCAGGCCGAAUGUGUCACUUUCUUAUUUAAAGCGUGUGGUCGAGGUUCUUCAGCAGUGCUGGGGUCGGCUUGGUGCCCACUUUGAGUCCCCUCACUGCCGUCUUGUCCUGUCUUGCCUCGCGCCUGACCCAGUUCUGCUGGAUGCUGCUUUGUGUGUGGGGGCUGCUGGGGCGCCAAUACUAAAGUGGAGUUUCUGCCUCACACACCUGUAAGCAGGUGGAUGUAGGAGUAGAGGGGCCUUUACCUGCCCUCCCCUCUCCUCUGGGAGCCCUGCCAGGUGGAAGGAGGCAGUGCCGGGGGGUGGGGGGGUAAGGGAACAAGGGGCUGGUGUGUCAGGGUGGCCUCUGGGUGAGAACCACAGGGGCCGUAUGUGUUUAACUUAUUGGCUGACAGGCUUCCCAUCCUCCGCCUCCUUAGGACACCGUCCAGGUUCUGGGAUUGCCCAACCCUGUGCCAGCACUGCAGUGUGGCUGUGAUCCAUCUGUCUUGGGGAUCAGGACAGGGUAUUACCUGCAGAUGGGGCUGGAGCCAGGGAAAGGGCAGGCACAUGCCAGGUCAGAACGAACCCAACUUUUCAGAAGCACCUCCCUUUCCCCCACACCUCCCCCGUGUUACAUUGUAAUAUAUAUAUAUUCCCACUAACCUGGCUGAUAGUGGCAUCUUCCUGCAGACAUUUCAAACCUGUAACUUUUAUAUGAAAGGAAAAUAAACACCAAUGAAAGCUGCGUCCAAGUGACAAUCGGAGCUGCCCCCCCUAACAGGCGGGGCUCUGGCACACUUAGGGUGCAGGUCGUGUAUCCCAGUUCCCACACCCGAGUGCUACUGUUGGGGGAGUUUGGGAAGGGUGGACAGAGGCCACCAGCCUGUCUAGAAUUUUCCUUCCUCAGUCUUGUGCUCCGUAAGUCAAUUACUGCGCUAAUCCUCUACUGCCCCCUAGCAUCCAUUUCUAGGGUGGCAUUUGGGGUCACAGAGGUACUUAGAGCUACUUUUCAAAGCCCCUAAAGCAUGUCUGAAGAUACACCUCUAAGAUUCCAUCCCCAUACCACCCCAAGGCAGCAUGCACAGGCUUGGAAACAGCCCAAUGGGUUCUAAUCUUUUCUCUGUCUGAUAUGGGCUAUGGCUCCUCCACUCAUGAUGAGCCGAUGGACUUAAUCCCAGCCUGUGUGUCAUCCCCUUUUGCCAUCCUGCCCAUCUCCCAGUGUCUGAGAGGUAGGGCCAUCAGCUGCUGAGUCCUCUACUAGCUGCCUCUACCAAGAACCAGCCUGGUGUGGCCCUCAGCUCCCUGCAGGUGACUGGAGGUCACAGGCCAGGUACAGACAUCUGAACUGAGCUUGCCAACCAGAACCACAGGGCAUGGCUGCUACCACCCACCCUGGCUAAAUGCCUGGGUUCCACUGCCACCUUCAGAGGGGACUAGGAAUCUGCAUACUUAACCCAGCAAAACUCAGGAUGCUCAGGUGACCUGUGAAUGACCCUUCUCUCGCCCCCACCCCCCCCCCCACCCCAUUCAGAUCUCAGCCAUUGGGUGGUACAGGGUCAGUCUUCUCCGGGUGUGAUGACCCCCCACCCCAUUCCCUCCAGCAGAGUGAGAGGCAAACCCUACACAUUCAUUUAAACCAUCACCCAUUCAUCAAUUUGUUUUGUUCACUAGGGGUACAUGAUUUAGGAACCUGGUCAGGGAGGGUUUGGGUCAUUCUGGUCCUGCAUUUGCCAGGACAUACUGGAGGGCCUUCACCCUAGGCUACUAAGGGCUCUGGUCCUGGUUCUGCAGCUGAUAUGCGAAGUGACCUUAGGUAAGCAGCCCCCUCUCUGCGUCCUGGUGUUCCAGGGGCUAGGAGAGAGAUAACAACAGCUUCUACCUCAUAGGUCUGAGGCGGCUCAGUGAGUUAAUCCCUGGUACAGGGUCAGGCAGGCCUCUGCCAGUGUCAUCAUUUACACGCGCGCCACACACACAGAGAUCCUGGGUCCUUAGCAUUCUGUAGGCCAGUUUACGUCAUUCAGCCCUCUUAACUGAAAAUCCCCACCAGUGAACUAUUCCAGCCAUGCUAAAUGCUACCGAGAGGAGGUACUUGACAUUAAAGAAAUUAAGUCUGAUUUGAAAUCCACUCCUAGACAUUUCAAGUCCAGACAGGCUUACCAGCAAUUCAUGCCAAACAAGUAGCUUUAGUCUUACAUGCUUGCCCCUGAGAACAGAAGAGGAAACACCUCUUGACUCGUCUGGAGUGAAAUACAGUCUUGACAUCAAACCCAGAUAAGAGUAAGGAAAAUUGUAGGCAAAUAUUUGUGUAAAACUUCUAAAAUAAUCUUAGCAACCUCAAACCAGCAGUGUAUAAAAAUCAGUACUCCCUAAACAAGCUGGGUUUACCCUCAAAUGCAAGGAUGGACUAUCAGUAUGCUGGUGAAUGUACUAGACACCUUAUUCGGGUGCCGCCAUCUGGUGCACCUCUCCUUCCUGGGCACCGGAGAGACUCUGCUUCCCAGCCCCCCUGCAGGCAGGUCCAUGAGGUCUGAGGGGCCACAUACAUGUCACUGGGGCUGGGAACUCAGCAUGUGUGCCACCCUUCUGCUCACUCUUUCCCCACCGUGACACACUUAGAUUCCAGAUGUUGAAGUGGCAGAGUUCCAAGUGGAGAGAAACCAGACUGAGACCACCCCAACUGCCCCAUACUAGACUUUACAUGAAUAAAAAAUGAACUUGUGCUAACUAA
Molecule: messenger RNA, 8168 nt
Organism: Canis lupus familiaris (dog)
Lineage: Eukaryota; Metazoa; Chordata; Mammalia; Carnivora; Canidae
Gene: RAPGEF1
Product: Rap guanine nucleotide exchange factor 1
Exons: 27
Coding region: 356-4171 (1271 amino acids)
Biological process (GO): positive regulation of GTPase activity; Ras protein signal transduction
Cellular component (GO): plasma membrane
Molecular function (GO): guanyl-nucleotide exchange factor activity
Source: RefSeq, a predicted model, not a curated record